CGCGUCUUCGGGAUAAAAAAAAAUCUAUUUCUUUCCCCCGUUCCUCUCUCUCUCUCCGGGCGGCGACGACUGGGCGAGCCGCUGCGCCCUUCGGCACGUCAUCGCCGUACCAUUCGCCGGCGGCGAGCACCCACCAGGCAAACUAUGCGCCUUGCGAUGUUUACUAGCCUAUUGAAAAUUUAAGAUGAGUAUACAAGUCUGUUGAAAUCUUGCAACGAGAUUUUCUGUGUAAAGGUUGCACAAGCUUCAAUACUUUUCAUCGGUUGGAGUUAGAAACUUCAAGCAUGAGCUCUCGCCGUGUGAAGUGGAAUGAGGACAAUUUGUAUGAGAUUGAGUCAAACAAACCAGUGAGGCAGAAGAUAACAGAGCCAAAGACACCGUAUUACCCUAUGAUAGAUGAUGACGGUUCCCUAUCGCCAACACGUCCUUUUGACAAAUGUCUCGAUGAGACUGUCCAGGCUGAAGCUAUAUUGACGGCCUUAAAUGGUGUGGCUUCUUCAUCAAGCAAUAACAAUUCAAAGGAUGAUGGUUGGGCAUCCUCAGAUGAUGAGACUGAUGCUAUGGAACAAGAGGAUGAUCCAGAAGCAGACACAGCAAGAUUGAGUUUCAAGGAGCAUCGUCGUGCCCACUACGAUGAGUACCGCAAAGUUAAGGAACUGAUGCGCACUGGGUCCCUUGUUGAGGAUGAGGCUGAUGAGAAGAACAGGGUUGAUAACAGCAGCGAAGGCAAGGGUAUGGGGAAAGGUACCACGGUUGAGGACAGGAAACCCUCUGCGCAAACAUGAGAGUUGAGAUGGUCCUAUUCUCUCUGUUGUUCACUAAGAUAGGCGAAGCCCAUCACGGCAGCUGAAGCAUGUUGUUUGGUGCGUUUGGAUCCGUGGUUCCGGGUUGGGCGGUUUUCUGUAAGCAAAGCAGUUGUUACCUCCUAUUUUGUUUGUGCUGGUGUCCCUAAAAUGGAAGUGCUGACUGAAAAAUACAGUGGAGUUGCCUCCUUGCUCGUUAUGCCAUUUAGUGGCUCUUCUACAUUUUUAAUCAACGAAUAUGUUGUGGCUAGAGUGAACUGUUUGAUGCUCAACUCAGUAACGUGAUCAUCGUGAAUAAUUGUUUCUAUAAGAGAACUCAUCAACUCAGUAAUGUGA
Messenger RNA from Panicum virgatum (switchgrass), 1139 nucleotides. RefSeq names its product protein phosphatase inhibitor 2-like. The transcript is spliced from 6 exons. Gene Ontology annotation, biological process: regulation of signal transduction. The record is from RefSeq and is a predicted model, not a curated record. Gene Ontology annotation, molecular function: protein phosphatase inhibitor activity. Lineage: Eukaryota; Viridiplantae; Streptophyta; Magnoliopsida; Poales; Poaceae. Bases 285 to 785 code for a protein of 166 amino acids.